AUGCAAAAGCUAUCUAACAGAGCUCUGGUCAUCUCUCAGCUAACUACCAGAGCUCUGAUCAUCUCUCAGCUAUCUACCAGAGCUCUGAUCAUCUCUCAGUUAUCUACCAGAGCUCUGAUCAUCUCUCAGUUAUCUACCAGAGCUCUGAUCAUCUCUCAGCUAUCUACCAGAGCUCUGAUCAUCUCUCAGCUAUCUACCAGAGCUCUGAUCAUCUCCCAGCUAUCUACCAGAGCUCUGAUCAUCUCUCAGCUAUCUAACAGAGCUCUGGUCAUCUCUCAGCUAACUACCAGAGCUCUGAUCAUCUCUCAGCUAUCUACCAGAGCUCUGAUCAUCUCUGUGCUAUCUACCAGAGCUCUGAUCAUCUCUCAGUUAUCUACCAGAGCUCUGAUCAUCUCUCAGCUAUCUACCAGAGCUCUGGUCAUCUCUCAGCUAUCUACCAGAGCUCUGAUCAUCUCCCAGCUAUCUACCAGAGCUCUGAUCAUCUCUCAGAGCUCUGGUCAUCUCUCAGCUAUCUACCAGAGCUCUAAUCAUCUCUCAGCUAUCUACCUGAGCUCUGAUCAUCUCUCAGCUAUCUACCAGAGCUCUGGUCACCUCUCAGCUAUCUACCAGAGCUCUGUUCAUCUCUCAGCCAACUACCAGAGCUCUGAUCAUCUCUCAGCUAUCUACCAGAGCUCUGAUCAUCUCUCAGCUAUCUACCAGAGCUCUGAUCAACUCUCAAAUAACUACCUGAGCUCUGAUCAUUUCUCAGCUACCUACCAGAGCUCUGAUCAUCUCUCAGCUAUCUACCAGAGCUCUAAUCAACUCUCAGCUAACUACCUGAGCUCUGAUCAACUCUCAGCUAUCUACCUGAGCUCUAAUCGUCUCUCAGCUAUCUACCAGAGCUAUGAUCAACUCUCAGCUAACUACCUGAGCUCUAAUCGUCUCUCAGCUAUGUACCAGAGCUAUGAUCAACUCUCAGCUAUCUACCAGAGCUCUGAUCAUCUCUCAGCUAUCUACCAGAGCUCUGAUCAUCUCUCAGCUAUCUACCAGAGCUCUGAUCAACUCUCAAAUAACUACCUGAGCUCUGAUCAUCUCUCAGCUACCUACCUGAGCUCUGAUCAACUCUCAGCUAUCUACCAUAGCUCUAAUCAACUCUCAGCUAACUACCUGAGCUCUGAUAAUCUCUCAGCUAACUACCAGAGCUCUGAUCAUCUCUCAGAUAUCUACCAGAGCUCUGAUCAUCUCUCAGCUACCUACCAGGGCUCUGAUCAUCUUUCAGGUAACUACCUGAACUCUGCUUAUCUCUCAGUCAUCUACCAGAGCUCUGAUCAUCUCUCAGCUAACUUCUUGAGCUCUGAUCAACUCUCAGCUAUCUACCAGAGCUCUAAUCAACUCUCAGCUAACUACUUGAGCUCUGAUAAUCUCUCAGCUAACUACCUGAGCUCUGAUCAUCUCUCAGAUAUCUACCAGAGCUCUGAUCACCUCUCAGUUAUCUACCAGAGCUCUGAUAAUCUCUCAGCUAUCUACCAGAGCUCUGAUCAUCUCUCAGCUAACUUCUUGAGCUCUGAUCAACUCUCAGCUAUCUACCAGAGCUCUAAUCAACUCUCAGCCAACUACUUGAGCUCUGAUAAUCUCUCAGCUAACUACCUGAGCUCUGAUCAUCUCUCAGAUAUCUACCAGAGCUCUGAUCACCUCUCAGUUAUCUACCAGAGCUCUGAUACUCUCUCAGCUAUCUACCAGAGCUCUGAUCAUCUCUCAGCUAACUACCAGAGCUCUGAUCAUCUCUCAGCUAACUACCAGAGCUCUGAUCAUCUCUCAGCUAUCUACCAGAGCUCUGAUCAACUCAGCUAA
Molecule: messenger RNA, 1830 nt
Organism: Liolophura sinensis
Lineage: Eukaryota; Metazoa; Mollusca; Polyplacophora; Chitonida; Chitonidae
Exons: 4
Coding region: 1-1830 (609 amino acids)
Source: RefSeq, a predicted model, not a curated record